Molecule: messenger RNA, 1359 nt
Organism: Sphaeramia orbicularis (orbiculate cardinalfish)
Lineage: Eukaryota; Metazoa; Chordata; Actinopteri; Kurtiformes; Apogonidae
Product: E3 ubiquitin-protein ligase TRIM21-like
Exons: 2
Coding region: 1-1359 (452 amino acids)
Biological process (GO): protein ubiquitination
Molecular function (GO): protein binding; ubiquitin-protein transferase activity
Source: RefSeq, a predicted model, not a curated record
AUGGCUGCUGCCAGUUGUCUGCUGUGUGAACAUCAGUUCCUGUGUUCCAUCUGUCUGGAUGUGUUCACUGACCCGGUCACCACAUCAUGUGGACACAACUUCUGCAAAUCCUGCAUUACUGAACACUUCAACGUCAAUGUUCCAUAUCAGUGUCCCAUGUGUAAAGAGGUUUUCCACACAAAACCUCAGUUGAAGAUCAACACUUUCAUCUCAGAGAUGGUGGCCCAGUUCAGGCAUGAAGCUCAAAAGAGAGCUGUUUUAGACCACAAGAAUCAUGAGUUUGUUCCUCUGAGAAAAGAACAUGAAGAACAGAAGACAGAGCUGAAGAAGAUAGAGGCUGAAAUUUGGCAGAUGAUUCAGGAGAGACAACUGAAGAUCCAGGAGAUCCAACACUCAGUGGACCUCGGUAAGAAAGCUGCAGACAGACAAACAGCAGAAGGUGUUGAGGUCUUCACUGCUCUGAUGGAGUCUGCUCAGAGAAGUCUGAUCCAGCUCAAAGAGGAGAUCCAAGAAAAGCAGAGAACCACAGAGAAACAGGCUGAAGACUUCAUCAAAGAGCUGGAACAAGAAAUCUCUGAGCUGAAGAAGAGAGGCACUGAGCUGAAGCAGCUCUCAGGUUGUGAAGACCACCUCCACUUUGUCCAAAGAUUCUCAUCUGUAAACACUGCUCCACCCAUGAAGACCUGGACAAAGGUCAGCGUUCGUCCACCAUCAUAUGAGGGGACUGUGGUGAGAGCUGUGUCUCAGCUGGAGGACAAACUCAGAAAAGACAUGAAGAAGAUGGUUGAAGCUGAGCUGAAGAGAGUCCAGCAGUAUGAGGUGGAUGUGACUCUGGACCCAGAUACAGCAAAUUCCUGGCUCGUUCUGUCUGAAGAUGAAAAACAGGUUAAAUGUGGAGAUGGAAGGAAGAACCUUCCAGACAAACCACAGAGAUUUUCUCUCUGUUGUAAUAUUUUGGGAAAGCAGAGUUUCUGUUCAGGCAGGUUUUACUUUGAGGUUCAGGUCAAAGGAAAGUCUGGCUGGGCUUUAGGAGUGGUCAGAGAGUCUGUGAACAGGAAGGUCCACAUCGCACUGAAUCCUCAGAACGGAUAUUGGUCCAUCUGGUUGAGGAAUGGAAAUGAAUACUGUGCACCUUCUGUCCAUCUGUCCCUAGAGUCUCAGCCUCAGAAGGUGGGGGUGUUUGUGGAUUAUGAGGAGGGUCUGGUCUCCUUUUAUGACGUAGAUUCUUCAGUUCUCAUCUACUCCUUCAUUGGCUGCUGCUUCAAUGAUAAACUCCUCCCAUUCUUCAGUCCAUGUCGCAAUGAUGGAGGUAAAAACUCUGCUCCUCUGAUCAUCACUCCUGUCAGACACACAGAGUAG